AUGUCCGGCGCAUCCUCAAGAAGUGCUGCCAAGAGGCUCCUGAAGGAACUUGAGAGGUGGGCUGCGGAAUCGAAGGAUGAGACCGGUAUCGAGCGCCUUGGGCCGCCGAACGAUGAGGAUCUCCUCACCUGGGAGGCGGUGAUAAAUGGCAAGGGCGUAGGAGGUGGCUAUGACGAGGGUCGCUGGCUUCUUACGAUAAAGAUCCCUGCGUCUUAUCCCAUUGAGCCUCCCAAGGUCGAGUUCGUCACGCCCAUUGUUCAUCCGAACAUUGCGCUCGCAACGGGCGAGAUAUGCCUCGACUUGCUCAAGACGGCAUGGACGCCAACGUACACGAUCCUCGAGGUCGUCCGCGCUAUUCGAAUGCUCCUCUCCUGUCCGGAGACCGAGAGCCCUCUCAAUGUGGAUGUCGCCGCCUUGCUGAGGGGGGGCGAUGCUGUCGGCGGGAAGGCGCUUGUGGAGCUCUGGUGUAAAGGGGAGGAAGGCAGGUAUGAUGGCCCUUAG
Molecule: messenger RNA, 501 nt
Organism: Scedosporium apiospermum
Lineage: Eukaryota; Fungi; Ascomycota; Sordariomycetes; Microascales; Microascaceae
Exons: 2
Coding region: 1-501 (166 amino acids)
Source: RefSeq, a predicted model, not a curated record